Messenger RNA from Siniperca chuatsi (mandarin fish), 2806 nucleotides. RefSeq names its product inner mitochondrial membrane peptidase subunit 2 (gene immp2l). Lineage: Eukaryota; Metazoa; Chordata; Actinopteri; Centrarchiformes; Sinipercidae. The record is from RefSeq and is a predicted model, not a curated record. Gene Ontology annotation, molecular function: serine-type endopeptidase activity. Gene Ontology annotation, biological process: mitochondrial respiratory chain complex assembly. Gene Ontology annotation, cellular component: membrane; mitochondrial inner membrane peptidase complex. The transcript has 6 exons. Bases 65 to 643 code for a protein of 192 amino acids.
GCGACAAACCGGCGGGGUUAGGACCCGGGGCGACGCGUGACGCGUGACGCGUGACGUUUGACGUAUGACGUAUGACAACAACAGGAAGACGGGACUCACGUUGCAGGUGAUGGCUCAGCAGGCGACGGCUGGGCGACGCUACCUGCGGGCGUUCGUUAGCGGCUUCUUCGUCGCCGUUCCCGUCACGGUCACCGUCCUCGAUCGAUUCGCCUACGUGGCGCGAGUGGAGGGAGCGUCGAUGCAGCCCUUCCUGAACCCAGAGGGGGGGUCGGAGUGUGACGUUGUCCUGCUGAACCGUUGGAGUGUGAGGAACUACCAGGUCCAACGAGGCGACGUCGUCUCCGUCCUGUCCCCCAAGAAUCCCCAGCAGAAGAUCAUCAAGCGGGUCAUUGGCCUGGAGGGAGACUUCAUCAGGACUCUGGGCUACAAGAACCGAUACGUUCGCGUUCCCGACGGUCACUUCUGGCUAGAGGGGGAUCAUCACGGGCACAGUCUGGACAGCAACAGCUUCGGACCGGUGUCUGUGGGGCUGCUUCACGGUCGGGCUUCUCACAUCAUCUGGCCACCAAAUCGUUGGCAGCAAAUCAAACCGUCUCUCCCCCCAAACAGAGGGCCGCUGGACACUGAGGAGGAAGAGGGAUGAAGACACACACACACUUUUUAUAACCACAGUAAUGUCUAAAUCUAAACUGAAGUGAGGUGUCCAUUAGCUGCAGUGUUUGGAAAGACAGACUUGUGCAAAGCUGUAAUUUAAACCACACAUUGUAUAAUUUCUUCUAAAAUGUCAAAUUCAGGAGAAAUCAGAUUUUCUGUGAUUCGGUGUCGGAUUGUUCCACUACUGAUAUGUCAACUGUUCGACUGUAAACAGUUUUCAGUGUUUUGUUCAUUUUGCCACAGUCCAUGAACAAUUCUCUCUCAAAGAAAGACCAGACAACAGGGACUCUAACCUGUGACCUGCACCUGAAACGACCAGUCGAUUUUUCAAGCACAAAUUCCAAAUAUUCUCUGGUUCCAGCAUCCUAAAUGCGAUGAUUUGCUUCUUUUCUCUGUUUUAUAUCUCUUGUAAACUGAAUAUCUUUUGGUUUUGGACUGUUGGGCGAAUAAACAAGAGAUCUGAAGACAGAACUUGGACUUUAGGAAACUUGUGAAACUUCUGUAAUCCAGUGGACUCUUUCAUUGAGGAUUUCUUUCAUCAGUCUGUGAAAAAGUGAGCGCUCCUGUCGAUAAUCUGUAAGAUAAAUGAAUCUACUGCAGACCUUGAUAUUCAAAUUGAAACCCUUGUGAUCAUAGAAAAGUGAAGUACUAAUUCAUUUGAUAGCAUUCAAAAACGUUGACUUUUUUCAGUCCAGGCGGCGCUGCAUCCUGUACCACACAAAUAUUAGAGGUGGUCAGGGUGGAUGGUGGGCGCACAAAGUGCAGGACCAUGGUCUGACAUUUUGUAAAAUACGCUUAUUUACUUUCUGGUGGAGAGUUAGAUUAGAACGUCAUACCGCUCUCAUAUCUGUCCCUUUUUAAAUAUAAGGCUACAGCCAGCAGCUGGUUAGCUUAGCUUAGCACAAAGACUGGAAACAGGUAGAAACAGUUAGCCUGGUGUAUGUUGAACUUUUCCUUUAAGGUUAGUGGAAAGAUCGUGGUUUGGUUACAAAAAAAGUAAAUACAUCCCUUUUCUGCAGAUUCACUUACUAUGAAUAUUCUUAAAUCAUUUUGCGACUUUGCAAAAAUGUUAAUUAAAAAGCUUCCUAAUUAUGUUAAUUUAAUUAGUUUCACUCUGGCUCUCUGUCUCCAAAUCCCACAUGAAGCAGUUCUGCAUUUAAUACCUGUUUGACAUGCCUGCGCCUACCUUCACUGUAGAAACACUCACCUCCAUCGUCACAAACUCCAGACAUUUCGUUUUCUGCAACGUCAGCUGAUGUUGACCACCAGCGCCUUCGGGAGAGAAUCGUUCAUGCCAACAGAUCCUGAUUACAGUGUCCAAAAAACUACAUACAGACUGAAAAACUGAGCGUUAUUCCCCUUUAAGGAUGUUGUUAUAGCAAAGCUUCUUUCAUGUCUUUUCUCUCAGUGCGACCUUCAUGUUCAUGACCUUGCAAGUGCACUUGAGGAUAACAGUGUGAAUUCAAUUAUUUUCCAGUGCGAUGGGAUAAAACAAUGCCUGUCAUUAUCUAAAAAUCUGUUUUCACCGUGCUUUUGUUUGUGUCGCUGGUGGUGUCCCCUCUGAGCAGAGGGCUGCUGAUAGUUCACACUGAUCCCAUGAAUAUUUCCUUCUUUAUUAAAUGCUCUUAGAGGAGAAAUGAGCAUUUAGCCUCCCACAUCAACCAGGUUAUCUGAAGUCUUAAUUAGAGAGAAACCACACAAGACAAAACAGCUGACUUCUGCCCGGCUCUCGAACAGCUGAAAAGCUCCGUCUUUCAAGAGGCGCAUCGCUGAUUUGCAUAAAUCAAAUUGAGGGAGCACUUGUGGUAAAUUCAGCCAAAUGGAGCUCUCAGAUGUAGCUGUUGAUUCUGCAAUGCUAACAGCUGUGGCACGGCGUAAUGGGACCCUGGAAGGCACAAGUAGGGCUAAAUGCAGGUGUACUUAACCCUCCCACUGAGGCAAUGCACAACAGCGGGCUCACAUCUGCAUAAUUAAUUCACUCAAAUGUGAUGUGCAUUUCUGUGCCAAUUGAAUCUGACAUUUAAGGUUUAUGUUUGAGGUUAUUAAACUGCAGCCUGCAGAGCAAAAUGACUGUCUAUGCAUUUGGAAUUAAAGCCUGACUGAGUAAUAUCCACUCUGGGUAAUAAAGCUUGUGUUUGCACAUCUCCUGUUA